UCUAAACUUGACUGUGACUAGCUAUUUAGUGUGUCUGUACGGGUGUUGUUUUCUCUCUCUCUCUGCCUGAUAAUAACUAGUACUGCCCUUCUUUCUUUGUGUUUCCCACUCAUUUCUCAAGUGUCCAAGCUGCAUAGGUUUCUAACUUCUCCUCUUCUCUUGCCUUUCACCCCAAACUCCUUUUCUUUCCCUUUGUAACCAGUUCUUACCACUUACACAUAACACAUCACUCUCCCCAUGGGGAAAAAAGGAGCUUCUUCAUGGUUCUCUGCAGUCAAAAGAGCCUUCAUGUCUCCAACCAAGGAGAAUACCAAGAAUUCCAAGAGAAGAGAGUCCGAGGAACCUAACCAAGAAGAUGAACAAAAGAAGAAAGACAAGCGGAGAUGGUUAUUUCGAAUACCUACUCAAAACGCUCAGCAAAGCCAAACCAAGACCGCAGCAAUUAACAUUCCACCAGCGAAUCUCUCCUCAUUCAAUGCGGACCAUAAGCAUGCCAUUGCAAUUGCACUAGCACAAGCUCACGAAGCCAAAGCUGCCGCGGCAUCCGUCCAGGCCCCCGUUGAAUACAUUACACUCACAAGGCCACCCUCGUAUUCCCUUAAGCAUCACUAUGCUGCUAUUAUCAUUCAAACAGCUUUCAGGCGAUACCUGGCAAGAAAAGCUCGACGUGCGCUUCAGGGAAUUGUUAUGCUUCAAGCAUUGAUUAGAGGACAGAACGUUCGUAAACAAGCAAAGAUGACACUGAGAUGUAUGACGGCUCUUCUUCGAGUCCAGGCUCGGGUUCGUGAUCACAGAGCAAGGCAUUCACAUGAUGCAGGCAGAAAUUCUAUGUUUGCCGAGACAAACAGCUUGUGGGAGUCUGGAUAUCUACAAGAUAUCCGAGCAAGGAAGUCCCAAUCUAGAGAAGGAAGUAGCAUAGUGGAUAGCUGGGAUGAAAGACCACAUACAGUUCAAGAGCUUGAAGCUAUAUUGCAUAGCAGAAAGGAAGCUGCUUUUAUGCGUGACACUUCUAUGUCUAGUUCUUUCUCUCAACAGUCUAGAAGGAACACGAGUAUUGAUGAGAAAGACGCGGGGGACAGAACAAAAUGGCUCGAACAAUGGAUGGCAAAAAAGCAAUGGGAGCUUAACAACAGAGCUUCCGCAGAAAGAAGAGAAGCCACAAGGACUACAGAAGUUGACACAUGCAGGGCUUAUUCUUACUCAGCUUCAAAUGGACUCCAAGCCCAGUAUAUGGAUCAAUAUCAAAGGCAGCCAAGCUCAUGUCCCGUGGCUUCACCGCGCUAUAGGGAGCCUUACAGUCCCUCUCAUCAUCUGCCUGUCACUCCUUCAUCUAAAACCAAGUCAUUGCAGGUGCGUUCAGCAAGCCCUCAUCGCACAAAAGAGGACAGGAGGUACUCCACAGCAAAUACCCCGAAUUUAUAUUUCACGCCUCGUGCCAGUUUUGGUGCAGCUAGAUACAGCACUUGUGGAAAUGAUGGUCCAGUUAGUGCUCCAGUGCCCAAUUAUAUGGCUGCCACUGAGUCAGCAAAAGCACGAGCCCGAUCACUUAGUGCACCAAGGCAGAGUCGCCCAUCAACACCAGAAAGGGAUCAACGAGGGGCAGCCAAGAAACGGCUAUCAUAUCCAGUUGUUGAUCCAUGUAUAAAUGCUGGCAUUGGAACAAGUUAUAGUCAAAACUUAAGAAGUCCGAGUUUCAAAAGCGUUCAAGCUGGAUACGUUGGAAUGGGGCAGCAAUCAUGUUAUACAGACAGCACUGGUGGAGAGAUUUCCCCAUGUUCAACUACUGACCUGAGAAGGUGGUUCAGAUGAAGCUUACUGACUGUAGUAAUUAGCAUGUCGAAGUUAGUGAUUUUGAAAGGGGUGAACCUAGUUUCACAUUGCCUUAAUUUUGCACUUAGGACUUAUAGGUAGAUGAUAUUUUGUUGUGCAAAGUGAUAGUAGAGGCAUUUGUGGGAUGAAUUGAGGUUUUGUAUGUGGAAUGUUUUUCUGCCUAAAACUCUUUUGACAUGUUUCAUGGCCUCUUCAAGUCGAAACUAUACUUUUAUUUGUUACA
Molecule: messenger RNA, 2053 nt
Organism: Daucus carota subsp. sativus
Lineage: Eukaryota; Viridiplantae; Streptophyta; Magnoliopsida; Apiales; Apiaceae
Product: protein IQ-DOMAIN 17
Exons: 5
Coding region: 238-1809 (523 amino acids)
Molecular function (GO): protein binding
Source: RefSeq, a predicted model, not a curated record